Messenger RNA from Porites lobata, 17860 nucleotides. Lineage: Eukaryota; Metazoa; Cnidaria; Anthozoa; Scleractinia; Poritidae. The record is from the annotation of a GenBank genome assembly.
AAUUUUGUUUAUAAAAUUGCAGCCGAGCUGAAAAUUAGAGACACUCUAAAGGACAUUGAUGACGCAUCUCUAGACAAAAUAGAAGAGGCUUUCACCGCCAAUAAUUUGUGCCGCUGUAAAAAUCCAGUUACAACAGCUUUUGAGGUUAGUCUGUAUCAGCAUCAAUCCUCUUAUAUAGACGCUUACAAGUGAUUUGGGAGCGAAGAUAUUUUGAGAGCAAAAAGUCAUGGCGAGACACUUAGUUUGAGCAGAAAACCCACCUACGGCCAUCUUUUUCUAUUUUCUGCGCGAAAACGUUUAAAAAAAUCAGCGAAGGUGAUUCUCUUCAAACGGCCUUCCUUCUCACUGACAUCUCUGAUCAGAAGAAUUAAGAGCUGUGGGAAUCAAUUAACCAGGCAAUCAAGUUGGGGUAAGAGCGCAGUGUUGUAUGGUACUAAAAUACCCUUCAGUUGGAUAAAUCUGUCUCAACCAUUUUCUCACCGUUUGUAAAGCAAAAAUAAAUCAACAACGACAAGAAUUAUUUUAGGUCACGAUAUUCAUACGCAUCAUAAUCAUUUCUAGAUUCAAGAUCAAGCAUGUUGGUCCAGCACAUCAUUGAUCCAGUUUUGUUGGAUGGUGUAAUUGUAUCCGUUUGAAAGAAAGAAAUAUUAUUCACUCAUUUAGGCCGGAUUCACCAUCAUCCAUCAUCUUCAAGGCCGUCCAACGGUGUUCAGGGGAAUCCAAAAUUCGCUUUCACAGCCUAAUGUAGGACACCAGUUUUUUAUUACUCUCCAUGCAGGUUUCAACGAAACUUAGGGAACUCUCCUACUAUCGAGACGAGAGUGCAGUAUUUUUUACUACGCUAGCAGAGCAGGUUGAGGACUUCUCUGUUACGCUCAUGGAUCAAAUCAACACGAAAGAGGAAAUCUCAAUUGAGCACGAGGAAAUCAGUGAUAUGGACCCAUAUGCGUCUUUACUUGAUAGCAUCACCGAAUCAGCUAUUCGCUUUUCGCAGAAAAAGGUAUAUAAACUUUAUAAUGAUAUGGCUGCUGGAUUUAAACGUUCAACAAAAGUUGCUAUUAACCGUGCUAAUAUACAACAAAGUUUUUCUACGUUUCCUGAGACACAGAAUAUCGCAAAGUGCCGAAAAAUAUUGAGAUUCGUCAAGGUAUGAAAAAGGGUAUGAUUUUUGGGCCGUUUGAUCUGAAAACGGGUACAUUGUAUAAACUUUGCCUAUUUUGGUCUGGAAUCACGGGCAUGGUUUUUCAGGGAACGACGGGAGUGCAUGAACGUAUUUCUCGUUUCAAUUCCAAGUGAAUAAGAAAGAGAGUUAGAGUUAAAUGUGAUUUCGAAAUAGAUUUUAAGCUUAUGGGCUCUUGGUAUGAUGACAAAAUUUUUCCUAGGGAAACGUAUGUUGCGUUUGUGAGUCCUCCAAGUUGGAAGACGGAUAUGUAUUUAGGGGAGCAGGUCUGAAAAGGGGUGUGGAAAUGACAUUCUUGGUCUAAAAAUGGGGUCAGGAUUUGAGAAACGGGUGGCACACCCCUACCAAGAGUAACCCCCCACUGGGAAAUCAGCCUACUGUCUGUAAGGAAAUAAAUAUUUGCAGACAACAGGCCUAACGGGAUAACCAUUUAAAACCAAAAAAACGGGAAAUGUAAAUGAAAAUCUGAUAAAGAGAGGAAAACACUUCGUCGACAAAGCUUCUGUCGGAGAUACAUUGCGUGAAAGAAAUAAGAAAGAAUUUAUUAAUAAUAGCACAAGAUUUGAAAGUAGUGAUAAUAGCAAAAAUGUUUUACUUUCCAACAACUCAACUUUUUUGUGCUUUUAUUUUUCCCUAUAGUUUGUAUCCCUUCCACUGUCGUACAGACUGCUGAGCCAAAGGUGGAACUAUGGUUUGCCACUUGACUGUCAACCAGGGAAAAAAUUGAGGUUUCUUGUAUAUGUAUUUAUCGUACUCGACACUAUUUUGACUCCUGUGUUUCUUCCUCUUAUCACAUAUGCCUUCUACAAGGACCAGGUAACCUGUCUGACUCGUGAAGAGGUUAAACGGAACAAGAAAACAUUAAGAGGUUCGUUACCGAUGGAAGAACAUUAUUAAAGCCGAAUUAUAUUCUUUACAAGCACUCCAUUAACAUAGUUAGAAACAAAUAAAAAUUCUCAAACUACAUAUAUUUCAGAAGGACCCUAAAUAGGCAAUUGGCUCGUAAGCGUGUCAGUAGUAAUUUAUAGGAAUUUUCGAGCAAGUGUUCAAAGGAACUGUAAACCUAGAACUUCCUGUUGCUGUCCCUGUCUCCUUGCAAAAGGAGUUUAUCAGAGAUCUUAAGUUCCGACGACGGCGAUGGCAAUGAGAACAUAAAAAAAAAAAGAGUAAGAGGUUAAAUAAUCAAAACACCAACUCUGUAAUUAAGUGCAUCACAUGUAUUUGUACAAUUCUUUGCCGUCACUGUAAGACUACGACAUGAAAGUGCCUAAUUCAAUCUCUUUAACGGAGGACGUAAACAAGCCACGAGGAAAUUUUCUUUUUUUUUCUUAACUUGGAUAUCAUAUCUUAAAAGUUCCACUUUAGAAGACCCUCUGUAAAAACAAAGGAGACGAAUUUCGUUGGAAGAAAAACAUGAAAAUUUCAUAGCGGCGGUGAGAAAAUGAGAAAUGCUAGCGGCCACCAAGCUGAAAUGAGCGGCAGUGAAAAACAUAAAAGCGAACAGGAACUCAAGCAACAAAAUUUUGAUGAACAAAAAAUUCCUUUUGAUGAGCAAAACGGCAUUGUAGUAAAAAACAAAUUUUGAAAAAAAAAACGAACUAAUUCUUCAAUGUUGAUCCAUCAAAACGACGUUAAAAUGUUUCCAGCUAAUUAGGAAAAGUCUUGGUGGUGAUUAAUUUUUUUUUUCGUCUUUAACUGAUUAGGGUUACUAUAAAACUCCCCAUUGACCAAACGUUCAGCAACAUCGUCUCUAUAUAUAAACAUAUCCGAAUACGUUUUUGGCGCCUAUAAAUUCUAAUACCCUAUAUGUACUUAAAUCUGGAAAUAUUUAUGAAUCGAGUGCGUACGUACCUAAGUAAUGAUAUGUAAACGCGGAAUUGGCCACGAUGUCUAAUUACUGGGUUCGACGUUACAACUUAUCUUGUUUGUCUUGCAGAUAUGUACCUGGACUACUUAACAACCCCCUUCGUCAUCUUUUUAAAGGAAAAACUACAACAAGUAGUGUUCAUAGCUUUACACAUCAGAAUAUGUGUACUGGGGUCUCCUGUAUCACCAAGAAUCGAGGAAUAUCUCAUUCUUGUAUUUUACAUCGGAUUGUUGAUCUCUGAGUUUCAGCAAUAUCAUACAUCUCAAUCCAAAGUUUAUUUUCGGUAAGAUGGCAAGGCUAAGACCUGUAAUAAAGUAAUUAACUUUCGCGUAUAACCCUUCCUCAGACUUUCCUUAUAAUAGUCUAUGAAUGUUUAUUAAUUGAGAGUCAGAAAAGCUUUUGAAAUCGGUCUUGAUUCUGGCUAUCUUCCAAUGACGCGUGGGCUCCUCAACUGAGCGUAAGUUUGAAAAGAACUUUCAUAAGGGGUCCAAAUAUUCAGCAAUUGUCACAAACCUGAAAAAAAAUAUGUAUUAAUGCAGAUCAAAGGGUUAAAACACUUUUUAGCACAAAACUAUUACCUCUUCUGGAGCUACAGUGGUGGUUAGAGGGAGAUUUGGAUUCGCUUUUUUUGCUCAUCCUCUAUAAAAUAAUCAUCUAGACACUGUUCUUUAGCAACAUAAACUCAAGCAGCAAUACAAAUAAAUAUAUAUAUAUUAUUCUUGAAAAUCAAAAAUAAAAAACAUUUUUCACUUCUAUUAUAAGAAUGAUGAGUCCAACAUUUGGAUGCUUUAAAUUAUUUAUGAAAAUAACAUACUGUAGUUAAUGACAUUUUGUUUUCCAUGCUUUGUUGAUCGAAAGGUAGUUUUGUUUUCUUUUUUACUGUUUACGCCCGACUUACCGUGAAAUUUUUACUUUGCUUACCGUAUGUUAAAAUGGUACUCAUUUGUAAAAGUUGUUCUUCACAAAAUACUUUUGAGUCUUGUCUUUCUUCUCCAGAAAUAUGUGGAACUAUGUGGAUGUCAUUACCCUCUCCUGUCACGCCAUCAUAUUUGUCCUCAGAGUUGCGUCCAUCAUUAAAGGUGGAGAUCCGUACCAUAACAGACUACUACAGGUAAUUAACUAUCUCUACGGUGUAAACACUCUGCUGCUAGUCUUGAGGUUUUCAAGCAUACUGGAAUUAAACAAAACAGUUGGACCACCUCAGUUGGCUUUGUUCAGAAUGAUCGUCGACCUUAUGAUCAUUUUAGUUCAGUUUGCGUUUGUAAUUUUGGCUUUCUCUGUUGCCAUCACAAUGAUCUACACCGCCGAGAUGUCUUAUUUGACCCCAGCACAAGAGGUGGAAACCAACCGGACCCAGGUUAAAAGGUGAGGCUAGCGCAUGUUUAUUUUUUCCUUUUUUUUCUCUCGCUGCUUUCAUCUUUAAUAAGUUCUUUUUUUAACCGGAAAUUAACAGAUGUGUAUCUUUGCUAGUUAUUUUGUUUUAUUUUUUUAACUUAUUCUUUGUAAACUUAUUUUUUUUAGCUUUUGUGCGAGUGGGUCAUCGUCUUGGUAAGUUCUUUACUCACGUGAUAAAAAAAAAAUACACAUAAAAUUUGUUGCCGAGUUUUAUAGACCUAAGCUUUUUAAAGGCCUCUGGAAUUCAUUAACCCGCAGAUCAGGCGUUGCAUUUUUUGAUCUAAUCCUGCCCCGCUUGCCUUUGUUCGCCGGGAAAAAAAGUAAGUAUCUUCCUGGAAUUGGCAUUUCUGUUUUACCUCUUGGUGUAUCUUCUUUUAAUAUGAUAGCAGCAAGACCCAUGGCUCUUGAUAGCAGUUAACCUGUCAUUGUUAAAAUCAGUUGAUAACUAAUUUCGUUUCUUGAAAACUUGCGUAAUUGUCAGCUAGUGUCAAAAUAUAAAGAAUGACGGAUGGACGAAAGACCAACUGCAGAAAUUCUAUAAUGAAAAAAAAAAAAAAGGUUAAAGGCAUGUUUAUAGUGGAAGGUGCACUUAGCUAGUCAGCUAAUUUACAGGCACUCCACUCAAAUAUUCUGAAAUAUUUAGAAACAAAUAAUUCAAAUACAACAUAACAGGAUUAAAAACCCCAACUGGCAGAAGGCAACCAGUUGGCUAUAUAACAACUGAAAGUAUGCAUUUGCCUAAAUCCUCUUUCCUAUGAUUAUAACGUUGACUUUUUUAACGAUGCAUGUCAGUAACUUGCCACCAAAAGCGUUAAUACCGCUGAAGUACUAGUUCCCUGGCAAUUUCAACAUAUUUAAUUUUAUCAGUGCUAUUUUCCAUUGCAUAGCUUAUUUAAAGCAUCUACCCAUCUUGUAUGGUCAGUCUUUGGCCUGACGAAUCUGGAGACCCUGGAAUCCCAUGACACCUGGUCAGAUACAGUCGUUGGAGUCCUCUACGUAAUGUUUCUGGUUUUAGCUGUCAUUAUGCUGAUCAACAUGCUAGUCGCUUUGCUCAACAACACUUACAGUAAAGUGGAGGUAAAUAACGUUGCCGUAACUUUUUGAUCAUCGAAAUCGGUUGAAACUUUCAUUCUAAAAAAACAAAUCAAAAACAUAAUCAACACGCAUAUAAAUACGUUCGGGCCACAAUCUACGUUGCGAGGUUCGUGUGAGUGUUAUUUUAAAGGGACUAUGUCUCGCUUUUUGCUAUCUUGUCAAUUAAAAGGCUAACUAAAGACUAUUUUCCAGCCAAUCGAAUUCCAAAAAUAGUGGUUCAGCAGGCACUAGAACUGUUUCGUGUUCUUUAUUGCAGCCAAUGACAAAGAGCAGAUUUUACUUAAAACAGCAAUAUGUCUAAUAUCCUUGUGACAAAGACCCCGUCUAAGACCUUAAAAGAACUGAGAGUUACUUAGAAGAGUGAAAGCAAGACGUCGUAAAAACAAUCAAAUAUGUCUAUUUUUAUUGACUCGACACCCGCAGGAGAUAAUUAAAGCAUCUGGGUCCCCUAAUAUGCACUCUUUAAAACAUAUGAUGUCGCGUUUCAGGAUAAAAUUCUUUAAAUGGCUUACGGAAUACGGGAUUGACUGAAUGUUUUAAUCAGGGAACAUUUCUUGUUGGCCAUGUUUGUUUUUAGACUAACGCAGAUGUGGAAUGGAAAUUUGCUCGCGCAGUAGUCGCUAAUGAAUAUAGAAGACAUCAUCCCAUUGUUGUUCCUUUCAACAUCAUCACCUUCCCUAUCUCUCACUGUUAUAUCAAGAAGUACGGAGACAGCCGAGCAGAGGUUAGGAGAGCCUAGCUGCAGAUAAUUUCCUAACCCGGAAUCAGUCUUAGCUAACGAAUAUGUAUAUACACGAUGUCAUCCUAUUCCUCUCUCUCUCUAAUAUUAAUGUUCUAUAUACUUACGACGUCUUGUCUCGUGUGGAAAAUAAGAUAUCUCGCCCCCAAGGUGAAUAAUUUAGACAUUUCUCCCCUCUCUGAGUGUAUUACGUCUUCACAGUCUUUUCGUCCCUUUCGUUGUAAGACCCCCCAACUGAUAAUUAUUGCACAAAGGCCUUAACAUGACAAACUUGUUAUGCCUACCGUUACCGAAAACAUAUCAGUUUCAUUACAUUUCAUUCAUGAAGACCACCUUUUGUUAAUUAGCAAUUAUUGGCUAUGAUCUGAAGAAUUAUUCGAACUUAUGCAGAUCGGGAGGGUGUAAUCCACCUCUGCCCGCAUAAUUAGUGAGAAUAUAUGAAAGCCGAAUCCACAAUUGCUUUAUUAUAUUCAUUUAUCAUAAAAUAUUUCUUACUUUAAAAGACAUGCUAGCCCUUGAUCGGUUAGUUUCCGUCUUCAUUUGCCUGUUACUCGGCAUCAUGAAACUGUCCACCUACCCCUCCCCUAAGCCAACAUUCACACUUACUUGUCUCUUAAGGCAAAAUGUUGGCUUGGGGAGGGGUAGGAAGCAAAUUCAAAUAAAAGGAGAUGUCUUGAAUCAAAGCCGUUCCAAAGUCGUUCCACAGUCGAAAUUACCGGCCGGGCUGUACGCGUGAGGAGCGGCUGAGCCGUUCCAAAUUGCAUUUGAAACUGAGGCGUUCCUAAUUAAGAACGGACUAGUGCGCACGUGAUAAUAAGAUAAGCAGCGCCAUAUACAGGUCCGCUAGUUAGCGUAGUCUUCUUAUUUAAGACGCCGAAUUACUUUUCAUGUACUUAAUUCAAUGUAUUUAUUUAGGUUCAGCUCAUGAAAAGAACGGCGUCUGAACCGGGCCUUAAUCGAAUGUUUAUUUUACCCAUCUCUAUAGUUUUGUCGGUAAGGCAGAGUGUUUAAGAGGAAAAAAGGGCCAGUGACACCAUCAGAAUUAUGGAAUAGAAAAAAGAUAAAGGGAAUACUAACACAAAGACACCAAUAAAGUGAGAAAAAUGUAUCAGUCAUCCCGAUUUAAAGAUAAAAAAGAAAAGCUCUUUCAAAAAAUCAAAAAUAUUUUUUAUUUCAACUGUACAUGUACGCACGGGCGUAUAUGCGUAUAUGGACUCUACGCUCCUAAACCUGAAUAUAAUGUUGAUCUUUAACAUAUACGCGAUGUACGUCAUCUUAUAUUGUUUUUCCCUUUUUCAUGAUCACUUUUUCAAACUUUCUCUAUUGAUCGCAAGAUUUAGGAAAUAACUGUGCAUUAUAUGGGGAAAAUGUCCCUUAUUUUGGCCCUUCGAUCGACCGGCCAAUGUCUUAUAAAGAGACAGAAACAAUUUUCGUAAAUUCAGAGUAAGAUAUUACUAAAAUAUACUUAAUUACUAGUGGUCCACAUAUUCACGUCAAGAGUGAAAUUAAGAAUGUUACGUUGCACAAGGAGUCACUGACUUUUACGAAAUAUAUGUGAAAAAAGAAAAGCCCGAUUUCGAUUCUCACCUUUGUUGUUUGGCGUUUUCUAUUCAUUAAAAUUACUAAAUGGGAAAAGGAAAAAUGAAACGUUGUUUUGUUUGCUCGUUACUUGGUCAAAGCGACAUAUCAAGCUGCUGAUUGAAUUUUUAAGGUUUUGAGUGGCUAGUUUUGAGCGUAACUGUGGGCUUCUCUUUUUGCGAGAGGAUUGAAUAUCAUCAUGAAGAGGAAGAAUAAAUUAAAGCCUAUUAAGACAUAACAAAGUGCGGUCGAAGAAAAUUACUAGGAAGAGGAUAAUGCUUUUUUCAUGUUUUAGUGGUUAUGGUUGGUGUUACGUACCAGUUUGACCAAUUUUAGGUUUAGGAAAGGAGGGAAGAGUACAAUUAUAAUUGUUCGGUUGAUUUCACCCUCAUCAAUAUAUCAGUGUACUAUUAAUUUUACGACUUUUCGCGCAUGUUUUCAGCAAAUCAAUUAAAAUAAACUAUGUCAUGCGUUUGUAAACUUUCGAUGAAAAUUAGAUAUCCCCCCUCCAAGGUGAAUAAUUUGGACAUUGUCCACCUCUGUUGGUGUAUUACUUUACACUCCCCUUCCGUUGUAACCCCCCUAGAUUAUUAUGCACAGGGCAUUAACUUAAAUCGUGUCAAAAUGGUUACACCUACCAUACCGACAAAACAUCAUCCAUUUCAGUUUAUUCAAGACUUAAAUGACUUUAAGUUAUUCCGCCUUUUGUUAAAGAGAUUUGACCUCUUUAAAAAGGAGUACCUUAAUUAACUUUCACCCAAUAAUGCUAACUCUAUAAUGUCUCAUUGGCCGAAUUUAUACUAGAGACGAAUUAUCCGUCUGUACGGAUUAUCCGUCUCAGAAGGAUAAUCCGUCUCUAAUAUAAAUACGGUGCUAAGACGAAUUAUGGAGCAAAAUAAUUAGUCUGAGGCUGAUUCAUCUGUUAAGUGUUAUUGUCAGAAAAAACCGGGCAAUAGCAAAAGAUCGAGGUCUGCCGUUUACCUUCAUGUUUUCACAGUAUGAAAGCUAUCUGAAAAGAUUAACAACCAUGGCAUUUGGAGAAGUAGCCGUUCGAUUUUCUUCGAGAUAUCACUAUUUCGAGAUUUUGGGACCUCCGGCGACCUAAAAAAGCACCAAUUUUGGCUAACUUUGGGUGAAGUUAAAACAUACUUGGCCAAACUCCCAAUAGUUCUUAUAUUUUUUCCAUAACACCUAUCGCUUCGUUAGUCGACCGGAAUAUGUUAAACUUCCUUUGCUUAAAUACUCUAUUUUUUACCUGGUGCUAAAAAUCGCUCCUGAAUCGUUAAUGAGCGUCACCCAAAUUUCAGUCAUUUUCAGUUGACUGUUUUACCGAGAUGCGGCAGUUUAUUUCAAAAGUAAAAUCAUUUCUAGAUGGCUUAUUGUGCUGUUAUCAAAAUCCAGUUUGUUUAAAAUUGGUAUCUAGCAGCAAAUUGGAGAAAAUGGCAUGCGAAAGUACAAUAAUAAGCGUCGAGUAUUAAUAUUUCCCGCCAAAUUUUAUAGCGCCACGUUUCGUUUUACUGUGAUUGUGGUUCGUAAAUGUCUUAAAAUAGAUUUUUACGACUUCAGAAGAGAUAAUUGAAAACUUUUAUAUCCCUAAUUACAAGGAAAAACAUUAUAAAUCACCGUAUUCAUAAUAAUCUUUUUAAUAAGCAAGCGAGAUCGUCGAAAAACGAAGCCCAUUUUUCCCGCGAAAGUUUUAAUUUAUUUGUCACGCAGUACAAUAAAGCCGGACUGUAUUCUCAGUUCUGAGCUUUUGACGUUGGCCAGAAAACAAACUUAAAUCAAAUAAUACCAAGAAAAUUCAAAAUUAUCCUAAUUAAAUUACUUCAUAGAGACACCCCGUUUCCAUCGAACGCUAGAGUUGUCACGAAUUUAAUGAUCGGACGUCACGACAGGUUGAAAACAGAUCAAAACGUGAAUUGUUCAUUCAGAUCGGAGGAAUCGCCAUGUGGCUUGCGUGGAGUUGGUACGGUUAUUCUGCCGUUACUUGCCUGCAAAAGAGAUAUGACCUUUCAUCUUCUUAGUCUGAAAAUCAGCGUAAAACGUGGUAGAGGAAGCACCGAGGUCAGCGAAACAGAGUUAAUUUUAAACCGUGCAGGUCUUUUGGGUGCUGUUAGCAAUGACGAAAUGCAGACCAUGACAAUCUGUCCCAAGCAUAGGCUGGAUCUUACGACUAACUGGCCGGGUCGUAAAGUCGAAAUAUGUUGUUAUCCAGACCAUGAAGGUACCAAGAGAGGACUUAAACUCCCUAGACGUGUAAACGCUGAUAUGUCAGCGGAAAUCUUUGUUUUAUUCAAUGCUGUGGUUCCUAUUGGCUCAGGUUAGUGUAAUGCAUUCAUUUUUACAGAUUUUCUUUUUUAGCUUAAAGUAGUUCCCACGAUUUGCAUCAAAAGGGUGGAACACGAACGCCCGUAAGCAAGUAUUUGCGACAGAUUGCAGUUUCCCAUGACUGAUGCUUUACUCAAAAAGGGUGGUUUCAUUGUGUCCAAACCGCGUGUACCGAGUGAUAAAGACACCUUAUUGCCAUCAAGCCAAUGGGGAAAAUCAUACUUAAGCCCCGCUAAAAUAUUUUUUCUUACCUUGAACUCUAAUUUUACUGACAACAUAAACUUUGCGUGCAAAGCUAAUUGAAAGUACAAAAAACGUUUUGCUUCUAAGUUGUCGCAACACCUGUUGUAGUAAUCUGUGCCAGAAGAGCCUUUUCAUGACAACCAAAAAGUAAACUAAAUUAGUAUUGACAGUUUCUUUUUCUUUUGCAACUGUUUUUGAUGAAAAUCCGAGGGUUCGUGAAAACGAAAGUGAACGUACGCAAAGGGCAAACAUAAUUAGAUUACAGUUUCUCCACAGCUGACACUCUUUUUAUUUAUUCACAAAUGAGGCGCAACAGAAAAAAGGAUAUGAAAAAAAAAAUACAGCAAGUUGUUCAACAGGAUAAAAAAGUAUUAACCCAGGAUAAAUUAGUAUUACAGUUUUACAGAAAUUAACGAAAGGUUUAUUUGUUAUAUACUGAAAAAUGGCCUUAGAAAUGGUAAUAAAAUCAAUUACCGUGAAGUAAACGCAAAAAAGUUACAACAGAGAAAUAGUCUAGUCGGAAGGGAGGGUUCCCAUGCACCCCUAGGAUAUAUUUUUCUAACUUACAUUUUUGUAAUCCUCAAGAUGUCUUGAAAAAGAAAUUCUAUGUUCCCAUCGCGAAAUAUUGUCCCAAGGCCUUUUUUUCGUGCUCUUUGUGGCGGCCAUCUUGGCAGCCAUCUUGGUUUUCUAACGAAACUUAAUUGCGACUAAUUAGUUUAUCAAAAGAGGCAAAUAACUUUUAUUUGCGUAUACUUUUACUAUAACGAAUACCUUUAAAGUAUAUACGUCCUUUUUUUGACAAAUUAAAUAAAUUUGAAGUAAACAGUGAAAACAAAUAAAGUAUGAUUUACGCUCAGAAUAAAGAAUAAAACUUAACAUUAUAUUCAACUCAGUUUUUUAUGAUUACCUCUAUUAAUUUUUCCAUUUUAAAAAAGGGCAAGCACAGAUUAAAAAGAAUCUUAUAAAGUCCAGAAUUGGAUCAAAGCGAAAAUACUAUUAAAUAAGUCACCCUACUGCCUUCUUAAAUCAGACUAUGCUUCUAGUACUACAAUCCUAAUGUGAAACAGGCCAAGCAGCACAUGAACUAUUAACUGGGCCACUGUUUAAUUUACAACUUCAUUUGAAAUGGUUAUCAAAUAUGCAGGGCAUUUUUACGUAUCGCUACUUCUUCUUUUCACUUUAACUUUUAUUCUACACGCCUGUAUAUAAAAACGAAAAAAAUAUAUGUGAAAAUUUGGAUAGUUUGUACUUAAACUGCGAUUUCAUUUUGAUACUAAUUAAAAAUGCGUUACGUCAUAUUUUCACAUUAUUUUAAGAAAGAUUUGAACUAUGUUUUGCACUUUUAAGAGUCUAAAUCGUUCAAAAAAAAAAUCACUAUUAGAAUUUUAAGAGAUGAAACGCAAAGGUAAUAACGCUAACAGACAAGACUUUCUUCACAAGCGGCCCGCUCUUCGCCGUAUUUUACAUGCGAGUCGCAUUCACCAUGGCGAUUUCACAGCACUCAGUAAUGUCAAGGGAUCUGCUACUGAGAAGCUUUCCCAAUUACAUGAAGUUCGUGACAGGCGAGUUAUGAAACCUCAUGAUUCACCGAAUCGCAUGGAAGACGUUUGUUUGCAGAUUCCAGAGAAUCUCCAGGGUGCAAAUUUAGAAGCAAUCUGCUAUCACCUGUUACCAAAGGUUUACUAAAAACCAGGAUAAGUUGAAGUCCAGUGUGACACCUAAUAGUGAAGCCACAACAACAACACGUUCCCCUCGUAAAUCAUCAUCCUCAUCUGCUCCGCAGCUGUUUCCUCCAAAUGCAUUUUCUGUGAAAAGCUUGAACUGAAAUCGUGUGGAAAAACAGAGCAAUGCAUCAAGUUCCCAGUGUUCAAGGACAAAGACGGAGCUCUAAAGGAGCCUACUGGGAAACAGAUUGAGCCUCGAGCCCUCGAGCUUGGCAAUAGUCAUCUUCAUCGCAAAGUACAAGGGGAAGAUUUGUUUGCACGAGAGGCCCAGUUUCACCCGUCCUGUCGCAGUUUAUUUAACUUGAAGUAUUUAAAUCAUCUGCGUGAUACGUACAGCCCGAGCCACAAAAGACGUGACAAAACCGAAACAGAUCAGGGUCAGAAGGCAUCUGCACAUCUGAAGGCAUUCACUGCCGUGCUUGAUUUUAUUUAAGAUUCCGUUAUUGAACAGAGAAUAGUUCUGUUGCUUUCUUCUCUACGUCUUCUCUACGUCCAAGAGUUGGAGAAAAAUGGCUUUCCUAAUCCAGAGUACAGAAGUGAGAAUUUGAAAGCACGACUUGACAAUCAUGAGAUUUGUGAGUUGAUCACUAUCGCAAAUGUCAACCGGGGUGACAAAGGUUGUAUCACCUAUAAUCUGGUCUACAGUGCCGCCAUGUUCGUUGCUGAAGCACUAGCCUAUGCAUACAAUUUGGGGUCCAAAGACAAGUAUGAAGAUGUCGCUCUCCUCCUACGCAGCUCGAUUAAGCAGGCUUUUAAAGAGUCGAAGCCACUUCCCUGGCCUCCUUCAGCCGACAAUCUUGAAGUCAAGUCAUCUGAGGAACUACUCCCAUCUGACCUUGUGAAAUUCCUGAACUGUGUCAUAGAUGAUCCCAUUGACAUUGACGAGCACAUGCGUUACUCCCUUAAGCCUGUACCUCACAGCCUUGGAACACCUGACCAAUUUUUCAACAAGACAAACAAGGCUACUAUGCUGCAGUAUAUGAUGGACGAUGCUCCUGAAGAAGUUAUUUAUCCGGCGGAGAGCCUCUACAUACAGGAUGGGAACGCACUUUUCCGUGUCCUGAAGAACCUACCACCAACGUUUGGUGAGAUAUGCCUUCAGCUACUAGAUGGUGGCUAAGAAGAAUUUUGUCUUCUCAACGGAUUCUUACCAUGCAGACUCCAUCAAAUCACAAGAACGACUCCGUAGUGGUUUCUCCCAGCGGUAUAUCCUAGAGGGACCAGCGACCUUGCAAAAGAAAAGAAUUAACUACAGCUCUGCCAACUAAAGCUGUGAGUGUAGGGGAGCAAGACAGCAGCCUCUCAGCUGGAGAAAUGUGAAACUGCUCAGAUAGUGGUUGAUUGUAAGGCGUACCAACUUGGAAUACUUUAUGGCGAUGUGAGUACAUUAAAAUAAGAAGGCUGCAAGCUAUGAUUGGCAAAUGCGUAUUGCUACAGUGCAGGUUUAUUUAAUUAUAAUUAAAAAUGACGCAUUUCAGGUGGCGAUACACGAGAUUGAAGAGCUUGUAUCCAACCAGGAGACAGACACCAGAGUUGUGCUGUACCUCGACUAUGCCGUCAGGCGUGGAUUCAAAUCGGCUGUGGUCAGGACGUCAGACACAGACAUCUUUAUCCUGCUUCACUAUGUGCACUCAAUCCCAAUUACCAUAUACCUAGAUACUGGAUCUCGAAAGCAUCGUCAAAUUAUAAAUGUCAGUGAGCUAUCAGAAUCUAAGGAGCCGACUACUACACUGCGCUGCUCGGUCUAUACUUGUUUACCGGUGAAGAUGUUCCAAGUGCGUUAAAGGGCAAGGGUAAGGUGGGACCCUUAAAAAAGCUGCAGAACCAUCCUAGGUACCAUGACGCAUUUAUGUGAGCGUUUUUGCUUUACAUGGCAGUAAUGAGUUGUAAUAUUGACACCUACUAGUAAAUUAAUAAUGUUGCCAUCAUUUGUUUUGUUCUUGUUUUCGUUUAGAAAACUUGGAGAUGAGUGGUCUGUAGAUCAAGACGUUACAGAUGAACUAGAGGCAUUUACGUGUUUGAUGUAUGACUACACGCGGGAGAAGUCUGUUGAUUCCGUACGCAACAUAAUGCUUAAGAAGAUGGUAGGAGAGAAUGAGGAACCUAUAAUGAGAUCAAAAGAAGACCUGUCCCGGCUUCCACCUUGCAAAGACAACUUCAUUCCACAUAUUUGGAGAGUGAAUUACCGCCUUGCCAACCACAAAAGAGCUCAACAGGCGACAUUUUGGCGCCCCAAUCCCUACGAUUCAGGCCAGGGUUGGCAGAAGACCGAGGAAGGUAUCCUAGGGACGGUGUGAUCAUGUGAUGCUAUACUUCCCCCCUCACUCGUUGACCUGUUGGAGAAAACAACUGAGGAGAGACGGAAAAUGUCGCAGAGGAGGAAGAGUAGCAGGAGAUUGACUUUGAAGAGCUUUUAAGUAAUGAUGAGUAGGCAAAUAAAAGGCCGUUAAUCAGUCAUUUAUGUACUGCUUGGCCUGUUGCACAGUAGGAUUGUAGUACACUAGUAAAAUGUAGCUACAAUGUUGCUAUUGGCAUGGGUAGCUAUUAGGUGACUUACUUUGAAAUCUCUUUUGCUCUGAUUCUUUGUUGAACUUUGUAAGUAAGCGACUAGAGUGAGUAAAAUAAACUGAGUUAACUGGAAAAGUUAACAGAGGUAAUAAUAAAAAACUGAGUCGAGUAUAAUAUUUUUUUCUUUAUUCUGGGCGUAAAUAAUACUGUAUUUGUUUUCACUGUUUACUUAAAAUUUAUUUAAUUUGUCAAAACCAUGACAAAUAUACUUUUUAAAGAGUCAAAACUCUGUUUCGCUGACCUCGGUGCUUCCUCUACCACGUUUUACGCUGAUUUUCAGACUAAGAAGAUGAAAGGUCAUAUCUCUUUUGCGGGCAAGUAAGGGCAGAAUAACCGUACCAACUCCACGCAAGCCACAUGGCGAUUCCUCCGAUCUGAAUGAUCAAUUCAUGUUUUGAUCUGUUUUCAACCUGUCGUGACGUCCGAUCAUUAAAUUCGUGACAACUCUAGCGUUCGAUGGAAACAGGGUGUCUCUAUGAAGUAAUUUAAUUAGGAUAAUUCUGAAUUUUCUUGGUAUUAUUUGAUUUAAGUUUGUUUUCUGGUCAACGUCAAAAACUCAGAACUGAGAAUACAGUCCGGCUUUAUUGUAUUGCGUGACAAAUAAAUUAAAACUUUCGCGGGAAAAAUGGGCUUCGUUUUUUGACGAUUUCGCUUGCUUAUUAAAAAGAUUAUUAUCAAUACGGUGAUUUAUAAUGUUUUUCCUUGUAAUUAGGGAUAUAAAAGUUUUCAAUUAUCUCUUCUGAAGUCGUAAAAAUCUAUUUUAAGACAUUUACGAACCACAAUCACAGUAAAACGAAACGUGGCGCUAUAAAAUUUGGCGGGAAAUAUUAAUACUCGACGCUUAUUAUUGUACUUUCGCAUGCCAUUUUCUCCAAUUUGCUGCUAGAUACCAAUUUUAAACAAACUGGAUUUUGGUAACAGCACAAUAAGCCAUCUAGAAAUGAUUUUACUUUUGAAAUAAACUGCUGCAUCUCGGUAAAACAGUCAACUGAAAAUGACUGAAAUUUGGGUGACGCUCAUUAACGAUUCAGGAGCGAUUUUUAGCACCAGGUAAAAAAUAGAGUAUUUAAGCAAAGGAAGUUUAACAUAUUCCAGUCGACUAACGAAGCGAUAGGUGUUAUGGAAAAAAUAUAAGAGCUAUUGGGAGUUUGGCCAAGUAUGUUUUAACUUCACCCAAAGUUAGCCAAAAUUGGUGCUUUUUUAGGUCGCCGGAGGUCCCAAAAUCUCGAAAUAGUGAUAUCUCGAAGAAAAUCGAACGGCUACUUCUCCAAAUGCCAUGGUUGUUAAUCUUUUCAGAUAGCUUUCAUACUGUGAAAACAGGAAGGUAAACGGCUGACCUCGAUCUUUUGCUAUUGCCCGGUUUUUUCUGACAAUAACACUUAAUACGUCUUGAAGACGUGCUAACAGACGGAUAAUUCGUCUUACACGGAUCAUCCGUCUCUGAAUUUAUAUCUAGACGGAAUGUAGACGGUUUUUUGACGAAGUUUCCACAUGAGAGGGACUGGUUUCUAUAUUAUCGCAAUGUUUCCUGUUUCCCGCGGUCGUUUCCCGCUAAAAAUAUCUAUACUCUAAAUCAGAAAGAUCUGUUUUAGCCCUGAAAAUAGGGCCGUUUCGGUGAGUAAAAUACAGUCCUAUUUUUGAGUCUAAUUUGGCUCCCUUAAGGUGAUUCCCUAGUAAAAGAACCUAACAUAUAUUGUAGAUGAAACUUGGUAGACUGAUCUAACAAGUCAAGAAGAUGAUAAAAAAAAAGUAGCAAAAAGUGGGGGUCACCGUGCUCGUUUUGACGUCACAAUGCUGACAAAUACGGCUCUUUAGGACCCUUUUACAAAAACCGAGGGCAGCGCAAAACUAGACAAAAAGGAGAGAUUUUUUCGAUGAUGCAUGUGGUAUCGCUCAGAAUGGACUUUAAUGUAUUUUUUCUCCACUAACGUUCCAGAAAAAUGCCUUUUAAUGCCCUUGUUUUUACUUUACGCUACAAAGUAGAAUUAAAUUGGAAACGCGCUCUUCGACCCGUGAUAGCUGAAUCCCUACAAUUUAGUAAAAUUGCCAAAAAACUGAACAUAGUUUUGUGCCAAUUUUUUUCUCAUCGAAAGGAAGCACUGUCCUUAUUAUAAUCAUGAAAUAAAAAAUGGGGGCCACCUAGUCGUUUUGCGGUAGAGCUGCAGAAAGUGCGCACCAAAUGCAUUUUCCUUGAUUUUUGAGAGAGGACUGGGGUGAGUUUCAAAAUAGAAUCUAUGUGAAAGGGGGAGGAAAGUAUUAAAAAAUCCGUUUUUACAGAAUUUAUAGAUAUCACAUUUAGGACACAAUGUGAUAAAGAAAGCGUUUAAAUGAAAAUCAAAGUGAGUAAGCACAAGUUUAACAUUUAUCGAGGUUCUGGAGGUUCUCCGUGAGGAAGUCGAACUCAGCAACACACGUACUGCUUACGUUAUGCACAUUCCCAACACAUUGAGUGUCACCUCGCCAAGAAACAACCGCAAGCAAAACUUCCAAUAGCGUUUCUCUUCAGUCAACUUCAUUUUAAUAAUGUUACUUCACAUGCUCUUUUUUACGGCGGCCAUCUUGUUAUGCGCGGUAAGAGAUGCGCAGUGCAAGACCAGGCAAUCGCCUUAAAUCAGGGCCAAUACACUCCAAUUAGCUAGGGCUGAUUUGGUCCCAGGGCUGAAAUGGAACCUACCGUGGGCUGGAAUAGCCUUUUGAUAGAGCUUUUUUGGCCUAAAUUGUGCUCAAAUGGCUCCAGGAAGGGCUGAAUCAGACUUUGGCCUGCAGGGCUGAAUUAAGACUUUGGGGCUGAAACAGAUCUUUUCAAUUUUCAGUGUAGACAAAUUAUGGAGCAAAAUUCAGAAAUUCGGCUUCGGAUGUAUACUCGGAUAGACGGAUAACUCGUCUCUAGUAUAAAUUCGGCCAUUGUGUAGUUUGGUAGCUGUUUCCAACUUUCGUGUACGUUUUAGUAAUACAACUUACGGAGAGAACCUCAAGGCUUGACUAAUCUCAAAUUAUUUUUCGGGCUUCAGAGAGCAAGACGCCGCCGAAGAAGACUUUAUGAAAAGUUUUAUUAUAAAGUCCUUUUCCCUACAAUCACGAAACGUUACCUGGAAAAACAUGGAGCAUCUUUCCCAAUUUCAAGUAAGAACAAAUUACUCUAA